This is a messenger RNA of Penicillium canariense, 873 nucleotides long. RefSeq lists its product as uncharacterized. The record is from RefSeq and is a predicted model, not a curated record. The coding region runs from base 1 to 873 and encodes 290 amino acids. The transcript is spliced from 3 exons. Lineage: Eukaryota; Fungi; Ascomycota; Eurotiomycetes; Eurotiales; Aspergillaceae.
AUGCGGUCCCUCUUCUUGAGUGUGCUUUAUACGGUGGUGUUGCUGGGUGUGAUUACCUCCGCCUGGCCAUGGGAUGGGCUAUUGGCUGGGCGGGCGGACAACACACUGGACAGACGAGCAGGUUCCACUACCACCGACGCUUCUACUACCGACGCUACGAGCACCAACUCGGCUUCUACCUCCCAAAACACCGCCUCUGACUCCACUGCCUCCGAAACUUCCACUGGGACCAAUACGGACACCAAGACCGCGAGCGGCUCUACCUCGACGGGUACCAACACCAACACCAACACCAAGACGACGACCAAGAGCAAGUCCACUACGACCUCCUCAAUCUCAAUUGACCCUGCCGCUGGUGCGGGAGGUAUUUCGAUGAUCACUCCCGCCGCCACAUCAACCACAUACUUCAAGAUCGGCUACAACGCGACCUUUGUCUGGAACUACACUUCGCUCUCGGUGACCCCCUCCGCCGUCGACGUGGUGGCCUCGUGCAGCUUGAACAGUCAGACCUACACCCUCACUCAGAACAUGACUGUGGAUCCUACGGGCAGCAUUGUCUGGGACACAAACCAGUACGAUGCUUCUGCAACCAUUCCGCUGUUGACUGCUACCUACACUCUGUUUGUUUACGACGCGGACACGUCUCUUGAUGACACCGCCACGGCAGGCCAUCUGAGUGGCCAGAUCGGGUACAGCUUCGGCAUGUACCGCAGAGAAUCUUACACCCCGCUAAAUGAAUUCAAAUGUGCCACCUGCAGCGGCGCCAUAUCCGACAUCCAACGUCAAGGCCUCAAGUUUGCUAUCGGCAUGGCCAUUAUCACCAUUGUCUCCUUCACCUGGUUUGCCGGCGGGGCAGGCCUCCUUGCAACCUGA